Ziziphus jujuba (common jujube) is the source of this 1854-nucleotide messenger RNA. Its product is annotated as probable pectinesterase 67. The transcript has 5 exons. Gene Ontology annotation, biological process: cell wall modification. Bases 98 to 1132 code for a protein of 344 amino acids. NCBI's taxonomy places the organism in Eukaryota, Viridiplantae, Streptophyta, Magnoliopsida, Rosales, Rhamnaceae. The record is from RefSeq and is a predicted model, not a curated record. Gene Ontology annotation, molecular function: pectinesterase activity.
UAGCUUUCUCAAAAACUAAACAAGGAAAAAAAAAAAAAAAAGGAAAAAAAAAAAGAAAAAGGAAAAGGAAAAAAAGCAAGAAAAGUAGGUAGAACAUAUGGCUGCCUUGUUGAAAUCAAUUCAUUUUGGGCUUGCAAUCAUUUUUGCCAUAGCAGUUUGUUUCUCAAAUUUUGGUCAUGGAUUGGACGCUCAAACUGUGAUUGACUCCCCUUUGUUGACGCAAAAGAUUGGCACCAACCGAACAAUUAAGGUGGAUAUCAAUGGCAAUGGGGAUUUCAAAUCUAUUCAGGCCGCCAUAGAUUCUGUUCCUGUUGGGAAUAAUAGAUGGGUUAUUAUACAUAUAAGGAAAGGGAUUUACAGAGAAAAGGUACAUAUACCAGCAAACAAACCUUAUAUAUUCAUGAGAGGCAAUGGGAAAGGAAGGACAGCCAUUGUUUGGUCUCAAAGCUCUUCUGAUAAUGUGGAGUCUGCUACAUUCAAGGUUGAAUCGCCCCAUUUCAUUGCCUUCGGGAUCAGCAUUAAGAAUGAAGCUCCAACUGGGGUGGCUUAUACAUCACAAAAUCAAUCAGUGGCAGCAUUUGUGGCAGCAGACAGAGUAGCAUUUUAUCACUGUGGAUUCUAUAGCACCCACAACACUCUCUUUGAUUAUAAAGGCAGGCAUUACUACCACAAUUGCUACAUCCAAGGCUCCAUAGAUUUCAUCUUUGGCCGUGGAAGAUCUGUUUUCCAUGGGUGUGAGAUAUUUGUGAUAUCAGACAAGAGGGUGACAAUUCAUGGGUCAGUGACGGCUCAAAACAGAGAAAGUGCAAAUGAGAAUAGUGGGUUCGUGUUUGUGAAAAGUAAAGUGUACGGAAUUGGUGGGGUGUAUUUAGGAAGAGCAAAGGGUGCCUAUUCCAGGGUCAUUUUUGCAAAAACCUAUCUUUCUAAGACCAUUGUUCCUGAGGGCUGGACCAAUUGGAGCUAUGCAGGCCACACACAGAAUUUGUACCAAGCGGAAUAUAAAUGCCAUGGGCCAGGAUCGGAUCCAAAAGACCGUGCUUCUUGGUCAAAACAGCUGACUGAUGAAGAGGCUGCUCCUUUUCUGUCUAUCGAUUUCAUAGAUGGCAAGGAAUGGCUUCCUGCUUGGCUAUGAAAAACUUCUACUUCAUAUUUGAUGACCAAAACGAUGCCUACGUGCUUUGCCUGAAGAUUUUUAUAUAAUCCCAUGCACAUAUGCAUACAGAGACGAUCUGAGAUCUCAUAUUCAUCUGCUGGACUUACAAAUUAAAUUAAUUUCCAGAUUUAAUUAAUUAAUUUCCAACUAGUAUAUCUAUGAUGAUCAUUAAUUGUACUUUUAGCUAGCUGGCUAGUCCUAUAGUAGGUGAUUUCCAUCGAGUUUCUUUGAUGAGUUACAAAUUGUGUUUGUAUAAAUGACAACAUAUUCAUAUAUAGCACCACAUAAUAUGUAACUUAAUUUAGUUUCUCUGUACUUGAUUAUAUGAAUCGAAAUUGACCUGAAGAUUGUUCAUAUUCUUUUCAACAGCAUCUACACACGCAUGCAUGAUUUUAUAACUUCAUGCAUGAUUUAUAUAUAUUAAUCGUCGCCAUUGAUUAUUUGGUUUAUAUAUAUAUAAUAUGUUUAAGAACUAAAAUAUUUGAAAUCGAACAGAGAUUAUUAAUAGUUAUGCAUGGAAGAAAAAAAAAAAAAAAAGCCAUAAAAGCUUUUCAUUUUAUUCUUUUAGAUCGAAUUACAUAAAAGUUCUACACUAGCUAUAUCCAUGCAUGCACUAACAUGCAUGGUAUUCAUCAUCACAUUCCUCUUGCUUGCUAUAGCUGAUAACUUUAUAUUCUUUUUUUUUUUUUUUUUAAUUAAAA